CGAUUUGUGUCGUAAUUUUGGAUUACAAUUGAUAUUUUGAUGAUAUAAAUAGGAAUGAUUAGUCUAGUUCGACAUCAGUCACUUGAGCUGCCUGCAGUUGAAGACUUCACCUUCAUCCUUCAAAAUGAAACUGUUCGUAGUAGCCGUCUGCCUGAUCGCCGCCGCCGCGGCCGCGCCCGGGAGCCCCGCUGAGACCGCAGCCCGUCGGGCGCUCCCGGCGCUCCAGCAUGAGGAGAUCCAUGACGAGUUCGGGCAGUACGCGCUCCGCUACGUCACGGCCGAGGGCACGGUUGUGUCCGAGCGAGGCCGCCUGGUCCCUACUCCUGAUGGCAAGGCCUACGUGCUCAUCACCGAGGGCGAGACCUCCUUCAUCGGUGAUGAUGGAAAGACCUACGUGACCAAGUACAGCGCCGGUCUGGAUGGUACUCGCGUCGAGGGUGCUCAUCUCCCCAUCCCUGUUGAAGCUACCGCUUAAUAAAUUUGAUUGAUAUUGAAAAAAAA
This is a messenger RNA of Cydia amplana, 501 nucleotides long. Its product is annotated as flexible cuticle protein 12-like. NCBI's taxonomy places the organism in Eukaryota, Metazoa, Arthropoda, Insecta, Lepidoptera, Tortricidae. The transcript has 2 exons. Bases 125 to 475 code for a protein of 116 amino acids. The record is from RefSeq and is a predicted model, not a curated record.